AUAGUUCGUCUUCGAUCUCAGUCGACGAUGUUUAUCUCAUACAAGCAAACAAAAGGCCAUUUUACUGAGUAGACUACUUGCAAUGACAUAAUUAAACAGUAAAGUGUAAACAGAAGAGUAAAUCAAUUUGAAUUUCCCGGUAUUUUGUUGCGCAUGCGUGAGAGUCUCUCUGUGAUUGGUCGUGUUUCGGAACAUUCAAAAAUCAACAUGAGUGAAUUAAACAGUGUCAGUCGAUCUGCGUGCAACAGUAAAGCGAGCAUGAUUGUUGUUUCAAACAGAUUACCUUUUGUUUUGAAGAGGAAUGAGAAGACCGGUGUAUUAGAGCGGAAAGCCAGUGCUGGUGGACUGGUUACCGCGGUCGCGCCGGUGGUUAUACGCGGCAAUGGUAUUUGGGUGGGAUGGCCCGGCAUCCACUUGGAUAACCCCAGUGAGAGCAUUCCAGAAUCUGACCCCAACGAUAAGACGCCUACGGCUGGUCUACGCUCUAGUAAGAUUGUAGCCAUACAUGCAGAACCAAAGCUUUUCGACAGCUACUACAAUGGAUGUUGCAAUGGAACUUUCUGGCCUCUGUUUCACUCUAUGCCGGAUCGAGCCACCUUCAUUGCUGACCACUGGCGAGCUUAUAUCAAGAUCAAUGAGGAGUUCGCAGAAAAAACCGUACACGCCUUAAAGCUACUGAAGGAAACCAAACAGAAGAAUACUUCACCGCCCAUCGUCUGGGUACAUGAUUACCAACUUAUGCUGGCUGCUAACUGGAUUAGACAGCGCGCUGAAGAGGACGAGUUGAGAUGCAAACUGGCAUUCUUCCUUCACAUUCCAUUCCCGCCGUGGGACAUCUUCAGGCUGUUCCCAUGGUCCGAUGAAGUGCUACAAGGAAUACUUGGAUGCGACAUGGUUGGAUUCCACAUUACGGACUAUUGCCUGAACUUCAUCGAUUGUUGCCAAAGAAAUCUAGGUUGUCGUGUUGACCGUAAGAACCUGCUCGUUGAAUUGGGAGGUCGUACAAUUUGUGUUAGACCACUCCCAAUCGGUGUCCCAUUCGACAGGUUCGUCACGCUGGCUCAGAACGCUAAACCAGUGCUGUCAACAAGCCAGAAAGUCAUUCUCGGUGUGGAUAGAUUGGACUACACCAAAGGUUUAGUUCAUAGGCUCAAAGCGUUUGAGAGGCUACUGCUAAAACAUCCAGAGCAUAUAGAAAAAGUUGUGCUGCUUCAAAUUUCGGUGCCAUCGAGAACAGAUGUUAAGGAGUAUCAGGAUUUGAAGGAGGAGAUGGAUCAGUUGGUUGGCAGGAUUAACGGAAGGUUCACGACGCCGAACUGGUCGCCAAUUAGGUAUAUAUACGGCUGCGUGGGGCAAGACGAGCUGGCUGCUUUCUACCGCGACGCAGCUGUUGCUUUGGUCACACCACUACGAGAUGGAAUGAACCUAGUAGCGAAGGAGUUCGUGGCGUGUCAAAUUAAUACGCCUCCUGGUGUUCUGAUAGUUUCUCCUUUUGCUGGUGCAGGAGAAAUGAUGCACGAAGCUCUAAUAUGUAACCCUUACGAGUUGGAUGAUGCAGCAGAAGUUAUUCACAGAGCGUUAAUAAUGCCCGAAGACGAAAGAACAGUCCGUAUGAACCACCUGCGCCGAAGGGAACAAAUGAAUGAUGUGGAUAGUUGGAUGAAGAGUUUCCUCAAAGCCAUGGACUCGCUUGAGGAGGAGGCAGAUGAUAUUGGAGCUACCUCCAUGCAACCCGUCACAAUUGAUGACUUCGACGAGUAUCUCUCAAAAUACAUUGGUUACACCCAAAAGUUGGCUCUUUUAUUGGAUUACGAUGGUACGUUAGCUCCUAUAGCGCCACAUCCUGAUCUGGCCACUCUCCCAUUGGAAACUAAGCAUACCCUGCAACGGCUGUCAAAUAUGUCGGAUGUCUACAUCGCCAUUAUAUCAGGCAGAAACGUCAAUAAUGUAAAGGAAAUGGUUGGAAUAGAAGGUAUAACGUAUGCUGGUAGCCAUGGUCUGGAGAUAUUACACCCCGAUGGCAGCAAGUUCGUGCACCCAAUGCCAAUGGAGUUACAAGAUAAGGUCGUCGACCUACUCAAAGCUUUGCAAGAACAGGUAUGUAAAGACGGUGCCUGGGUGGAGAACAAAGGUGCUCUGCUAACCUUCCAUUUCCGAGAGACGCCUGUGGCUAAACGUGCCGCUCUCGCAGAAACUGCUCGGAGACUUAUCACCUCUGCUGGCUUUACACCUGCUCCCGCGCACUGCGCUAUUGAGGCGAGGCCGCCUGUACAGUGGAAUAAAGGUCGCGCAUCCAUUUACAUCCUGAGAACUGCAUUUGGUCUUGAUUGGAGUGAGAGGAUUCGUAUUAUUUACGCUGGUGAUGACGACACAGAUGAAGACGCAAUGCUGGCACUUAAAGGUAUGGCCGCAACAUUCCGUAUAGCAUCGUCGAACAUAAUAAAGACGUCCGCAGAACGUCGUUUGUCAUCCCCAGACUCGGUACUGGCAAUGCUCAAAUGGGUUGAACGACAUUUCUCCAGACGUAAGCCCAGGGCAAACUCUCUCACAUAUAAAAGUGCCAGAUUAGCUCGCGAUACACUUCAGAUGCAUGUUUCGUACCAACUUCCUGCUCGGUCGCCAAGACAUACUCCACCACGCACCCCAGAUAAGAUCUCUGAUAAAUCUAAUUCAAGUGGGUCUGAAUCCAGUUAAAUCACUAAUUGCCAAUAUGAUUAGGGCAUAUAUCUCGGGUACAUCUUUUCUGUUGCAUUAAAUUAUCUGUGGUCUUUUUUAAUGUAUGAAUUCUUUAACUAAAAUUAAUUCUGAUGAGAAUGUGAUAAUUGUUAAAAUCAUUUUUUAAAUUUCAUUUGUAAUUUAUAUUUAGAUACUUUUAUAUGAGUUUUCAAUUUAUUUAUUUAAAAUUAGUUAAUUUUAACCGCAAAUUUUAUAUGAUCGUGUGAAAACAUUUCAUAAGUGUACGUUGAUUGUAUAAACAUUUUUGAUGACAUUAUGUAUUAAAAAAUCAAAAUAAAAAAUAAAACUCGCACAUUUAACUAUAACGUUGUAUACAACAUCCAAACUCUACACCAAUUAUCUGGUACAAGUAAUAACUUUUCGGAGCUUUUAACUUUUGAUAACUUUAUAUAAGGUGAAUGCCAAUUUUGAUACAUUUAAAAUUUCUCAAACGGAAUAUACAAUUUUUUUUCGCAUACAAUGUACUACAAAUAUUAAAACAAAAUAGUUCCUAUACAAAAAUCUGAAAUAAAUUACGUAUUUCAAUUGUAAGUAUUUAUCGUGAAAUUGCGUAUUUAGGGGUAUAUAGUUGUGUUGUAAGCACAAUUUUUAAAGAUUAUUUAAGUAAUUCAAUACUCUCAAAAAUGGCUGUUUGUGUGUAUGUGGGAGUGAAUAUGCUAGUCCUAUUAUGAAGACUAGGAGUUCUAAAUGUUCUUUCCAUAACUUAUGUAUUUUUAGAUACAAUUUAUGUUUUCUAUGUUAGAAAUAAAAUUCAAUAUGGAUAAAAAUAUGUUUUU
Pieris brassicae (large cabbage white) is the source of this 3512-nucleotide messenger RNA. It is a transcript of the gene Tps1, whose product is annotated as alpha,alpha-trehalose-phosphate synthase [UDP-forming]. The record is from RefSeq and is a predicted model, not a curated record. The coding region runs from base 154 to 2694 and encodes 846 amino acids. Gene Ontology annotation, molecular function: catalytic activity. Gene Ontology annotation, biological process: trehalose biosynthetic process. Gene Ontology annotation, cellular component: alpha,alpha-trehalose-phosphate synthase complex (UDP-forming); cytosol. NCBI's taxonomy places the organism in Eukaryota, Metazoa, Arthropoda, Insecta, Lepidoptera, Pieridae. The transcript is spliced from 12 exons.